CCGAGAACGCCACGCUCGUCAACAUGGAGCUCUGCGCCGCUCGCGUCAUCCAUAACGUCGUCCCGGCGAAGGCGGGCGCGGUUCGCCGCGCCGCCGCGCCCACGAUGGCCGUCGCGACGUCCGCGUCGUCCGCUUUCAUUGGCAGCUCUCUGAGCAUGGGUAUGGGCGCGAAGAAGCAGGCGGAGCGCGGCGCUCUGUGCGUCCGCGCCGCGCGCGUCGCCGGGGUUGAGAUUCCAAACAACAAGCGCGCGGAGACUGCGCUCACGUACAUUUACGGCGUGGGCGACACGACGGCGAAGAAGGUGAUGGCGACGACCGGCUUGGAGAACAAGCGCAUGCGGGAGUUCGAGGAGGACGAGCUCACGAGGCUUCGCGAGGCUGUCGACGAGCUCCCGCUGAUCGAGGGCGACUUGCGAAGGUUCAACUCGAUGAACAUCAAACGGCUGAAGGAGAUUCAGUGCUACCGAGGAAAGAGGCACAUCCAGGGGCUGCCGUGCCGCGGGCAGCGCUCGAAGACGAACGCGCGCACGCGCAAGGGGAAGGUCAAGACCGUCGCGGGUAAGAAGAAGUAAGAGACGAGAAGAAGGAGGCUUAGCGACCUUACUUACUACUGUGUGAUACAACCACCGAGACGCAUUGUCUGCU
This is a messenger RNA of Micromonas pusilla CCMP1545, 645 nucleotides long. RefSeq names its product ribosomal protein S13, chloroplast precursor (gene RPS13). Gene Ontology annotation, molecular function: structural constituent of ribosome; RNA binding. NCBI's taxonomy places the organism in Eukaryota, Viridiplantae, Chlorophyta, Mamiellophyceae, Mamiellales, Mamiellaceae. The coding region runs from base 24 to 572 and encodes 182 amino acids. Gene Ontology annotation, biological process: translation. Gene Ontology annotation, cellular component: small ribosomal subunit; ribosome; mitochondrion. The record is from RefSeq and is a predicted model, not a curated record. The transcript is spliced from 2 exons.